CGCUCUUACAGCAGCGUCCCUUUGUGACCACUCGUCUGCGGGUCUCCUGCUCACCUCCAUGCAGCUGAAUUAUGGACGAAAGCUUCUAUGAGACGUUUGAGGAAGAGCUCGGUAAACCACUGCAUGAAGUUCCCCCACCGAAACCUCUGAGUCAGUCACGAACAGGAAGCCGAACAGAGAUGUACGCUCAGCGGAGGGUGCGAGAGGAAGUUCCAGUAGUCCAGCAGGUUACGAAAAUGAUUCCUCGUGAACAUCCGCACUCCAGUGCCACAUCGUUACGUAAAGCUCUGUCCAUUCAGAAUCUAUCAAAGAUUGAGACGCCGUGGGAGGGUGUGACACUGAACAGAUGUCUGUUAUUAGUCGUAACAAUCCUGCUGCUGACCUCCACGUUACAGAGAAUAAACGAGGCGCUCAGAGGUCAUAAGGAGGUCAGUGAAGAUUUCACGGCACUGAAUGAGAGACAUACGCUGAUCAAGAGAGGAAGAUUAAUGGCACAUGAGCCGGAGAUCUCUUUAUGGGACACACUGUUCUGGUGGGUCGCUGAUGAUGACGAUGAAGGCAAAUCAAAGAGAGCGAAUCAGGAGAGAGUUUCCAGGAGCCUCAGACACAGAGCCCUUUCAGACCCGAAACUCCUGAAGAAAACAGAGAUGAACUUUAGCCAGCGCAGAGGACGAGGAAGACGAGACACUGAUGAGACUAAAGAGAGAUUAAAGAGGAAAAAAGAAAAAGAGGUGAAAGUAGAGGAAGAAGAAGAGAAAGAGAAGGUGGAGAAACCAAAGAAAGCAGUGAAAGAGAAUAAACACAAAUCUGUGAAGAAACAGUAAGAGACGUGAAGAACAGAUUGCAAGAAUGUAAAUGAUAGAGACGUUUGUGUGUGUGUGUGUGCGUGUGUGCAUUCAUGUUUGUGUGUUUGUGUCUGUGUGUUUGUUUGUGUGUGUGUGUUUGUGUGUGAGUGUCUGUGUGUGUGUGUGUGAGAGUGUGUGUGUAUGUGAGUGUGAGUGUGUGUCAGUGUGUGUGUGUGUGUGUGUGUGUGUUAGUGUGAGUGUGUGUGUGUGUGAGUGUGUGUGUGUGUGUGUGUUAGUGUGAGUGUGUGUGUGGGGACAGGUUUAAGUGGUUUACGAGGACUUUUUUUUAGGUUAUAAACUGGUAAUUACAAGGGUAUUAUGCUAUAAAUGUGGUUUAUGAGGACAUUUCUAGUGCCCCCAUAAUUUAAGUCACUUAAAAAACAUACUAAACGAUGUUUUAUUGAAAAUGAAAAAUGCAGAAAGUUUUUUGAGAGGGUUAGGUUUAGGGGUAGGGUUAGGGGAUAGAAUCUAUAGUUCAUACAGUAUAAAAAUCAUUAUGUCUAUGGAGAGUCCUCAUAAUGAUAACUGCACCAACAUGUGUGAGUGUGUGUGUGUGUGUGUGAGUGUUUGUUUGUGGUGUGUUUGUGAGUGUGUGUGUGUGUGUGUGUGUGUGAAUGUUUGUGAGUGUGUGUGUGUGUGUGUGUGUGUGUGAAUGUUUGUUUGUGGUGUGUUUGUGAGUGUGUGUGUGUGUGUGUGAGUGUUUGUUUGUGGUGUGUUUGUGAGUGUGUGUGUGUGUGUGUGAGUGUUUGUUUGUGGUGUGUUUGUGAGUGUGUGUGUGUGUGUGUGUGUGAAUGUUUGUGAGUGUGUGUGUGUGUGUGUGUGUGUGUGUGAAUGUUUGUGAGUGUGUGUGUGUGUGUGUGUGUGUGAAUGUUUGUGUGUGUGUGUGUGUGUGUGUGAGAGUGUGUGUGUGUGUGAGUGUGUUUAGGGGUAGGGUUAGGGGAUAGAAUCUAUAGUUCAUACAGUAUAAAAAUCAUUAUGUCUAUGGAGAGUCCUCAUAAUGAUAGCUGCACCAACAUGUGUGUGUGUGUGUGUGUGUGUGUGUGUGUUUAGGGGUAGGGUUAGGGGAUAGAAUCUAUAGUUUGUACAGUAUAAAAAUCAUUAUGUCUAUGGAGAGUCCUCAAUGAUAGCUGCACCAACAUGUGAGUGUGUGUGUGUGUGUGAGUGUUUGUUUGUGGUGUGUGUGUGUGUGUGUGUGUGUGUGUGUGAAUGUUUGUGUGUGUGUGUGUGUGUGUGUGUAUGUGUGUGUGUGUGUGUUUGUGUGUGUGUAUAUGUGUGUGAGUGUGUGUGUGUGUGUGUGUGUGUGUGUGUAUAUGUGUGUGUGUG
Myxocyprinus asiaticus (Chinese sucker) is the source of this 2168-nucleotide messenger RNA. RefSeq lists its product as uncharacterized. The transcript is spliced from 7 exons. The record is from RefSeq and is a predicted model, not a curated record. Lineage: Eukaryota; Metazoa; Chordata; Actinopteri; Cypriniformes; Catostomidae. Bases 72 to 824 code for a protein of 250 amino acids.